AUGCCACAACAGCCAGCUGCUGACGCCGGAUAUUCUGCACCGCAGUUCGAGGAGUCAACCCCGAUGCCACAACAGCCAUCUGCUGACGCCGGAUAUUCUGCACCGCAGUUCGAGGAGUCAACCCCGAUGCCACAACAGCCAGCUGCUGACGCCGGAUAUUCUGCACCGCAGUUCGAGGAGUCAACCCCGAUGCCACAACAGCCAGCUGCUGACGCCGGAUAUUCUGCACCGCAGUUCGAGGAGUCAACCCCGAUGCCACAACAGCCAUCUGCUGACGCCGGAUAUUCUGCACCGCAGUUCGAGGAGUCAACCCCGAUGCCACAACAGCCAGCUGCUGACGCCGGAUAUUCUGCACCGCAGUUCGAGGAGUCAACCCCGAUGCCACAACAGCCAGCUGCUGACGCCGGAUAUUCUGCACCGCAGUUCGAGGAGGUCAACCCCGAUGCCACAACAGCCAGCUGCUGA
This is a messenger RNA of Ostertagia ostertagi, 465 nucleotides long. Lineage: Eukaryota; Metazoa; Nematoda; Chromadorea; Rhabditida; Trichostrongylidae. The record is from the annotation of a GenBank genome assembly.